Messenger RNA from Schistosoma intercalatum, 3146 nucleotides. Lineage: Eukaryota; Metazoa; Platyhelminthes; Trematoda; Strigeidida; Schistosomatidae. The record is from the annotation of a GenBank genome assembly.
AACCUCAGUCAGUGGAAGUUACCACUGUACCGUUGCCGUGCUCACAUGGUUAGUCUUAAUGAGUUUUCUUGCCACACCAUGAUUGUCUAUCUAUCAGUCUAUAAAAUUUCUAAAAAUGAGUAACGACAUAUAUAUUUAUAUCUAUCCGACAAAUUUUCAUAUCAUAUUAUUCGGAAAACAUCACAUGUCAAUACAAAUUGACCAAAAUCAGUGUUAGACCAAUGUAUCCUUGCUUUUUAAAUUGUAUAUUUUAGUAAAGUAGAUAUAGGAAGACUUAAUCUAUAGUUGAUAUUAACAAAAGUGAUUGAUUUUGAGUAAAUAUUGCGAUAUUUAUCUUAUUGAAGUUCGUGAUUAACUGUGUGAACAGUUAUGAAAAAUAGUAUGCGUGUUUUUUAGGUCACUAGAUGUCUACUAAACGCACACAAGUUGUAAUAAGAGUAGGAGAGCCUUGUUAUUCUACUAUUUCAAUAGUCAUCUGGAGAUAGACAAGACUAAAAUUACUUUUUAACAUUGGUUGAGUUCAAAGUGGUAGCACUUCUGAUUGUACUAAAGUGUAGUGACAACACUCGGUCCCUAUCAGGAGUAUGAAAUUUAGACUAGGGAUAAGAAUUGACUGGAAUUUUACCCAAUCUGCAUUCUUGGUUGAGGAAAGUGAGCAACCUUAAAAAUAUUCAUCUUCUAUGGGUCCACAAAUCUUCGUUGACCGAAUCUCUCCCAAUGAAGAAAGAAGCUCCAAGUGUCACUAUCAAUCAUUAAAUCUAGAUUAUUACAUUUACCUUACAUACAUGUGUUAAAUUAGCUUAUUUGGAUGUUACAUACACAUAUCCUUCAUGUUAGUCGCUUCUUACUCAUCGCUUCUUACCCCAUCAGCCUUCUAUUCCCUUCCUAAUUGUUCUAAUAGUUGUCCGAUUCUGGUUGAUUUUGUUAUAACUGUUUUGAUGUGUGAUGUCUUGGAUCGAUUCCAGGUUCCAUUUUUUAAACUUUAAUUGGGCAUGCCAUCAGGAUUUUAACAAGUAUAAGACUCAGUGCUUUAUAUAUUGCUGGAACUGCAAAAUAGUGAAGGUCGUCUAACCAACUAUUAUGAGUCAGUGUCUUCAAGUUGCUUUCAUGGAGUCAUUUUACAAAACAGUUUAUUUUAGGGUAUUUUGUUACAUAACAGGAAACUUGUUUUCAUCCCACUCUUAUUUUUCGCAGAAUCACUCAGUCAUGGUUAAUGGUGAAAGGAGGACCUCUUCGGUCAUUUUAAUGGACUUCUUUAAUAUGAUUCCGUUCACAGACCGGACCAGCGUUUCUUCAACUUUGACUGAAAUCCGCAACAGCCUGGAUGAUGUAAUUCCAAAUACUAAUCCUAUAGCACCAUUUAUUAGCAAAAUCAGGCAGUUACAGUUAGUUUUCAUGAGAAUUCCCAUGGUAUUAAGAAAACAAAUCAAAUCCCUAUUACUGGAAGGCUUAGAAGCGUCGUCAGAAAUCUCCAACCUACUUCUGUGUAUUUUCACACUGUGUCUAUGUUUAUUGGAACUAAGCGUUCUGAGAAACUGUGAUCGGUCAGAUUUAGAAAGCGAAGAUAUUUGGACAACUAUCAAAGAAUUAAAUCAGUCUAUAUUCCCAAGAUUAUGUGAAAAAAUAAAGCAACAAAAAACGAAUCUUCCUUCACUUUUAUCAUGGUCAUAUUGCAUGUUAGCGUUCACCUUCUAUGCUUGUGCAGAGUGGGUACAUAAUCAAGGUUGUAAACCUUCACCUUCGUUCUGUGUCAAGAAUUCUGUGGACUUAGAUGAAACUAUUUUGGAUCAUCCAACUGUGCCAGAAAUAUUGCGCCAUAUUCUCUAUAAUCAGGCAAAGAAUAGACCUUAUUUUACACCACCUACUUCACGAACGCUAAUAGAUCUUCUAUUUUCAAGUGCAAUAUCUAGCAAUGCAGGAAUUUUAAUGUCUUGCAAGUAUAAAAAAACAUAUGACCUAUCUGACUGCUGUAUUGAAUUUGAUGAACCUCCGGUGCAACCUGUCAAAGUUGAUGAAAUCAAAGUUAAUACUAAAGACAAACCACGUCAAUUGCCUUCAUGUUUUCAAGAUAAUUUGCAAACAGGUUCCUUCAAAAAAAUUUUUUCUAACCUAAGUUUGUUGAAACAACUACUUGGAAAUCCUGACUGCCAAAAUUCUUUACUGGAACCAUUAAUUUUUAGCUUACGACAGUCACCUUUCAUAUUGAAACGCUUGAGAAGUUGCUUGGCAAGUGGUCUAAAACCAAAUGACACUAAUGUCUGCUUAUAUGAGAAAAUUUAUACUUUACUACUGCAACUGUGGUUUCAAGCUGCUAUGGAUCGUACGUUGCUUAAGAAUUUUCCACAAUCAUAUAUAUGGUUGUGUGGUUUCACUUGCCCGAUGUAUGAGGUAAUGAGUAUGACUGGAUUCUAUAAUGCUGUUAUAUGGACUGGGCGUUUUCUGACUGCUUAUGAGAAUAUGUUUAGGUCAUCAAUUUUUAACUCACCGCACUGGUACCUACAAAUGAUUACGGAUGCAGUGAUUGCUAUAAUAGAUCGAUCAGGAAAAGGUAGUCAACAGGAUAUAUCAUCUGAUCAACUGGAUGAAUUGCUUUGUAGUUGUAUGGCUGCAAUUGUCAGACCAUUUCAUGCUCUCAGAAUUGAAGAUCAUGAAGUUUAUGCUGAAAUGUCUCGAGCGAUUAAAGUCCCUUUAGAAUCAAUUGUAUCGCAUCUUUCAAGUUGUUUAGUUAUAAAAGAUAGUUCAAGUACAAAUGUCAAAGAAAAGAAAAGAAAAACGACAGAACCAACAAGUACAACAACUAUAAAUUUUAGAUUAAAAGAUUUCAUAGUUCAUCAUCUUAUAUUUCCAAUGAUCAGAGCAUGUGACAAAUGGGCAAUGGGACAAGCAAAGUUGGGAAUAAAACCACAUUGUGCAAAAGCUCUUCUUAAUCAACUUAUUAUUGACGCUAAAAUUCAAAAUGAAAACUUAGAAGGCCCUCCUCAAAUGGCACAAAAGUUGGAUAUCGUUAGACCACCUGCUGUAGGUGGCUUGCAUGUAGCGGAAAAACUUUCGUUGAAACGAAAACGAUAAGAUUUUUCAUGUACAGCUGUAAAAAAUGUGCUGAUUAAUAAAUUUCUAACUUUUAUAAGAGUAAAAAUGUAUAUACG